UUCACAUCACAUAACCUAAGUAAAGUUAGGGUUAGGGAUUUUACCUUCUUCUUUUUUCUAUCAGCGUAAGGUGAAGAAAAUCUCAUCCUAAUCUAAAUCAUGUCGUCGACGAGGAAGAUCACCCUGAAGAGUUCCGACGGAGAGGCCUUCGAGGUUGAUGAGGCGGUGGCGCUGGAAUCCCAGACUAUCAAGCACAUGAUUGAGGACGAUUGCGCCGACAGUGGCAUCCCUCUCCCCAACGUCACCAGCAAGAUCUUGGCGAAGGUAAUCGAAUACUGCAAGAAGCACGUCGAAGCCGCGAAUCCCGACGAGAAGCCAUCCGAUGAGGACCUCAAAACUUGGGACGCUGAUUUCGUCAAGGUUGACCAGGCCACGCUCUUCGAUCUCAUCCUGGCUGCAAACUACUUGAACAUUAAGAGCCUGCUGGACCUUACGUGCCAGACCGUAGCUGACAUGAUCAAGGGGAAGACUCCAGAGGAAAUUCGCAAGACCUUUAACAUUAAGAAUGACUUCACUCCCGAGGAAGAGGAGGAAGUUCGUCGGGAAAACCAGUGGGCAUUUGAAUGAUUUUGUUAAGCUCUUAAAAACUAAUCAAAGACCUUCCAUGUGGAUUUAUGCUAUGCUUGUUUUGUUUAUCAAAGAUCUUCCAUGUAGAUUUAACUAUGCUAUAUAUAUACUUGUUUGUUUUAUCUUUUCGUCUA
This is a messenger RNA of Gastrolobium bilobum, 701 nucleotides long. RefSeq names its product SKP1-like protein 1B. Gene Ontology annotation, molecular function: cullin family protein binding. The transcript is spliced from 2 exons. NCBI's taxonomy places the organism in Eukaryota, Viridiplantae, Streptophyta, Magnoliopsida, Fabales, Fabaceae. The record is from RefSeq and is a predicted model, not a curated record. The coding region runs from base 100 to 567 and encodes 155 amino acids. Gene Ontology annotation, cellular component: nucleus; cytoplasm. Gene Ontology annotation, biological process: SCF-dependent proteasomal ubiquitin-dependent protein catabolic process.